AUGAAACAACAACUUAAUGUUGCUUUACUAGUAGCAGAUACACCCAUACCUAAAGUAUUAGAAAAUUAUGGAGAUUAUUAUGUACAAUUUACAAAACUUUUGAAUGAUUCAAUAAACUUUGAAAAUAAAAAUGAACACUAUUUAAUAAAUUUAAAGAAAUUUGAUGUUGUGAAUGAAAUGAACUAUCCAAGUGAUAAAGAAUUAAAAGAAGAUAUUGAUGCUAUAAUAAUUACAGGCUCUUCCUUUUCUGUUUACGAAGAUGUUCCUUGGAUUCAUAAACUUGACAAUUUUAUUUCUUUAAUUUAUAAUAAUUAUCGUAAAGUCAAAUUAGUUGCUGUCACUAAUGUUUAUUUGAGUGAAGCAGGAAAACAUAUUUUUAAAACUAAUAAAAAAGUUUUGCGUCUUCAAGAAAUGCAUCAGGAUCAUGUAACAAAAAUGCCAUCAAAUUUUAUCAAUUGGGGAAGUACAGAUGUAUCACAAAUACAAGGAAUGUUUAAAGAAGGACAUGUCUUGACUGUUCAAGCUCAUCCUGAAUUUGUUAGUGGAGAGGUGAAGGAAAUAAUUAAAAAUCGUUUGGAAAAGAAAAUUUAUACAAAAGAAUUUGCAGAUCAAAAAAUCAAAGAUGCAGAUUUAGAAAUGAAAUUCAAAGAUGGUAAAGAUGAAUGA
This is a messenger RNA of Entrophospora candida, 666 nucleotides long. Lineage: Eukaryota; Fungi; Glomeromycota; Glomeromycetes; Entrophosporales; Entrophosporaceae. The record is from the annotation of a GenBank genome assembly.